Molecule: messenger RNA, 1915 nt
Organism: Arabidopsis arenosa
Lineage: Eukaryota; Viridiplantae; Streptophyta; Magnoliopsida; Brassicales; Brassicaceae
Source: the annotation of a GenBank genome assembly
AAACCAAAAAGAGAUAAUCGAAAUUAUAUAUAUUUUUUAAAUUUAGAUUAAAUAAUAAGAGAAAUGUUUUACUUUUUCCAAAGUCGUCUCUCUCUCUCUCUCUCCAAGUUUUGUGAAUCCACCGUUCAACGUGACGAUGAAGAAAGAGAAGACCCGUCGUUCAAAUCUCUGUCAUCAUCGUUCGUUUCUCAACAACAUUAACCCCAAACCUGCGGUUAGGGUUUUACCUUCUUCUAUUCAAUUUCUUCAAUCCUCUCAUCUUUUCGCGACAACAUGUCUCUACCGGAUUCUCUCGCGUCUUCUUCUUCUUCUCCGCCUGUGACCCGUGAAGAAACCGGGUAUAAUCGCUUUGAACAUCACGGCCACGAUUCCGGUUUUGAUCAUCGUGAUCGUCCACCAUGGAAUCGUUCUGAGUACGAUUACCGCCAUGGAAGCAUUGUUGCAUCUGAAAGCGUGAGGAACAAUUCGACUUCGGAAGACCCUUGGUCUUGCGUUGUCGUCGUUGCUACCUUCUGUAUCUUCGUUUCGAUGACUUUGAUUCUGGGGCUUUAUGGAACAACGAAUGUCUGGUUGGGACCAAACUCUUCGUUUCUUAUUAAGCCAACUUCUGUGUUCGUCCAAAAUGUUAUUGUGGAAGAAUUAGGGAACAAGGGAUCUGGUUUGAUUCUGUAUGGAUUGAACCAAGCCCCACAGCUUGAUGUUCUGACUAAAUGGUCUGAAGUUCACUAUCUAGCUGUGCCAAAUGAUUCUUACAAGUAUUGGAUACAGUAUUUGAACAAGGGGUCACGCGUAAGAGUUUCAUACAAUGUUGAAUCUGUGGGUUCUUCCCUAUAUCUUGUGAUAGCUCAAGGUGUGGACGGGCUCUCUGAGUGGGUACAAGACCCUACGCGUCCAGACACUACACUGUCAUGGCAUAUAAUCUCUGAUAGUGGUUACAUUGAGCUGGACAUAACUAAGUCGUCGAGUUAUUACGUUGCAGUAGGCAACGUAUACCUGAAUGAAGUGAAGGCUACGAUUGACAUUCAAGUUGAGGGGGUAUUGUAUGAUACUACAAAUGCUUAUUACAAUUGCUCUUUCCCUAACGACAAGUGCACUCUAAGUGUUCCAUUAUUUGGAACUAAUGCUGCUGUACUAACCUCACCAGGUCCAAAGCUGAACAAUUCUAAGAAUGAGUUCUGCGCAAAACUCUCAUAUGAACCAAGGUGGAUUGCAUACAUAGUUUGCAUGGGUGUAGUGACAGCACUCUUGUUAAUUGUCUCUAGUCUCUUCAAUAAACGACAACCAGUCACUGAAGAUGAAACCGUUGAUGAAAAUGAUGAUGUAGCUCCUCUAAUUCCGGGAAAAGACGAUGAUAACUCGAGCUGGUGCUCGUCCUACAGUUCUAUCUUGACAAGUACUGAGGAAUUGGAAGGCGGACAUGGUGAAGGCCACAGUAGUACAAGAUAUCUAUGUGCAAUUUGCUAUGAUGCGCCUAGAGACUGUUUCUUCCUCUCUUGUGGACACUGCGUUGCUUGCUUACAGUGCGGGACACGGAUAGCUGAAACUUCUGGUUUUUGUCCGGUAUGCCGUAAGAAGAUCAGGAAGCCCUCAUACAGCAUCUACGCUAAACCACCUCGAUUUCAUUCCUGUUUUGAUUACAGAACUGUGAUAAGCAUUGAUCCUAAUCCGCGUUUUCAGCGCUGUGAAGUUCAGGAAGAUAUAUCGCCAGAUGUUACUAAGUCUUCAAGCAACCUACGUAAGCAGCUUCAAUCAAGUUCCAAGAUGCGAUUCCUCCACAAGCGCAAAGCUUUUAAAAAGAAGAAGACGAAGUAGAUGCUCGUGAACAAGCCACCACCUAAGGUUCUUGAGAUAUGACGCUUUCUCUUUCUCGCCUUGUUCUUUAAGAUACGUAUCUUAAUUAAACUUGCUUUAUUAU